This is a messenger RNA of Leptomonas pyrrhocoris, 1879 nucleotides long. Its product is annotated as putative paraflagellar rod component par4. The record is from RefSeq and is a predicted model, not a curated record. Lineage: Eukaryota; Euglenozoa; Kinetoplastea; Trypanosomatida; Trypanosomatidae. The transcript has a single exon. The coding region runs from base 140 to 1879 and encodes 579 amino acids.
CGGCUUCUGAUGCCGUCCCAGCAUCCUACCGCCGGGGGCGUUUUGUGAUCCACUGCAGCUUUUUUAGAGCCCACUUUUCUCCCCUACUUCUCCGACUGCUUCACUGCUUCUCUUUGCGUUGAACUGCAGCGUCCAGUAAAUGCCGGCAAAGAAGGGAAAGGGCAAGAAGGAGGCUGCAGGGAAGAGCAGCGCAGAGACGGCGCGGCUGACGCAGCUGCGCGCGCAGGAAGCCGAGGCGGAACGUUUUCUGCGCAACGAAAACGAGCGCCGCCAGCGCGAUGAGCUGGAGGAGCGCAUCACCUUUCUCCGUGAUGAGCAGGUGCGAGCGCUGCGCGAAAAGGACAACCGACUGGGCGAGCUCACACAACACCUGAAGCGUGUCACAGCGGCUAAGGAGGAGGAGCAAGCAGCAUACGAGCUCCAGAUAAAACAGCUGAGCAACGCGCAAGAAGUGUUUCUCAGCGAGAACAGCCUUUCCAAGGUGGAGAUGGACGAGCUUAGAGUGCUUGUACAGAAGGAGCGAACGUCGACUGCGAUGCAGUUGGAACAACUACGAGAGACGUUGGAAGCAGAGCGGUGUGCGAGCAAUGACGACAGACAACGCCUUCGCGCGCAAGCAUGUGAGGCGCUAGCGCAAGCGGAGGUGCUUCGGCAGCGUCUGCAGCGUAUGUCAGAGGAAAACGAUUUUCAAGAGCGCAGCUUCAAUCUGCAACGGCGUGAGAUGGAGAAGGACCUCGAGAAGGCUCUGGCAACCGGAAAAGCACUUCGCGAGGCAUUGGAUGAAAGGGACGCCGACGGUCGCAAAAAUGUCGCGUUGUUGGAGUUGUUGAAUGCGCAGCUCGAGGCGGACACCCGCCGCCACGAGACGGAGAUGGUCGCAGAGCAGGAGAGUACUCGUCGUGCAAAGGAAGACGCGGACCGUCUGGCGUCGGCAUGUACUGCUGCACACGAGGCACUGGACAAAGUGCGACGGGGGGCGCAGGAGGCGAAGCAGUCAGCUGAUGCGGAGCUGCACGAACUGAAGCAGCUGAUGGAGCAGGUGAGGUUUGACGCGGAGUACUUGCGUCGUGAACUGGACACCCUGAAUGCUGAGCACCGCGAGGCUGCUGAGAAGGCGGAGAAGAAGGCACAGGCACUGCAAGCAGAAUUGCAGCAGACUCAGGUGGAGCUGGAGGCGGCGACGAAAGAAAACGAGGAGGUGAAGUCGCUGCUUCUCCGAAAAGAACGGGAGCAUUUCGACAAGGUCACGUUUCUCAACGCGCAGGUCUCGAACGGGCGCACAACCACUGCGCAGCUACGGGAAGAGGUGCAGCGGCUGCGCGACCACCACGAAAAGGAUCGGCAGCACUACGAGUCUUCGAACCAGAAGGCAACGCAGCGACUAGAGAGUCACAUCGCCGCGGAAAAGGACCGCAACCAGGUGAAACACUCAUACGAUGAGGCUGUGUUGGCGGAGACGGACGCGCUAAAGAGAAAAGUAUCGGGACUGCAUGCGCAGCUGGCGUCGCAAAAGGAGGAGUUCGAGCAGCUGCGCACCAGCAAAGACGACGAGAUUGCGCGGCUGCGCGGCAUCCUCGAUGUUCAUUUCAUCCCCAACCGCAAAGAUGCGGAAGUGGCCCGUGAGAGCGUUCGCUCCGACGCCGUUUUUCUGCUGAAGGAGGAGCUGUGCAUCCUGGAGGAGAAGAUGCAGCAAAGAGAAAAGGUGCGAGAGGAGACUGAGGCGAUGUUGCGCUCGCGUGUUGCGGAUCAAGCGGACGUAAUCGCUGCUCUGCAGCUGGAUCUGAAGCAGGCCCAGCUCGGCGGCAACGAGAGCAUGCGCGCGCUUGAGAAAGAGAUUGUCCGUUUACAAAAAACGCUUGAGAUGCACCAAAUCGCUUAA